UGUUUGUGCGUUGGUGCGCAUUUCGUUCAAAGUCUCGUGCGCCGGUGUGUUUUGGUGAAGUGUGAAGUGAACAAACAGUCUGCACAGACGAACAAGCAGUGCGUAGAUCGACAGGUUCUUACCUGUUUACCUCUGUACCUGAUUUUCUGAACAGAGGCAACGCAGAUUGUCGACAAGUUUCCCGCAGCCUGGCUCGAGCUCGACCCGGUACUUUGCAGUAUGACGCCAUUCGUCGAGGGACGCUUUUAGGCCGCUGCCAGACACACCCAAAACGAAAAUGUUUGACAACCGAAAAGUAAGGCGGAAUCAAAGUGGGUAGAAAGGAGGUGUCGUCAUACAGAACAUCUGGCCAUCAAGGCUUUAGAAAAAAGCACAAAACCAGGAUCAAAUGCGACGAAUGUUGCUGGUAUACGGACCACCUUCUGCAUUGCGCUCUGGAACUGCAAGUAGGCUCGUGGCAAAUAAUGGGAUUUCUAUGAUUUCGUCGACAUCCCAACGCAUUGGAACAGCUUUAGGAAAUGCUGGAAAUCGCAUGGCAGACCGUCCAAUUACACAGCAUGGCAUCAGUGGCCUUUCGACGUCUUACGGACGUCUUGGAACUGCUGGUAGUAGUAAUCGUCAAAUUAAAGACAAACGCUACUGGCAAGCAGUAUUACAAAGCAAAAUUCAAGAAAUCAAUCAAGAAACAACAAAGAUUUUGAAAGAAAAAAAGUUUCUCGAUCGUGAACGAUCAGCUAGAAAGCUGUACGAGAAACGUGUAAAAGAAGCUGCAAAAGAAUUGACAAACCUACAAUCCACCCUAACGUCGAUGAAUUUAGCCUUGGACAACUGUACAUCGGGUAUGACACGGCAACAUCUAUUAAACGAAACGGUAGCAUUACGAGAACGCAACGAGCACAUUCAGGAACAGUUGGAGGUAAUUUUCAAGCAGCGACAACAAAAAGACAUCGAAAACAAGGCUCUGGAACGAAAUACUGAACAGGAGAAAAAUAAGGUGAUUGAAAUGAUCAAUUCGCUACCAGAAGAGGAUCAGCACAAAUAUCGGGAAUACCAAGCUUUGUCGGAAAAUCUUCGCAAACAGAAUGCCAUUUACCAUAGCCAGAUAAGCGAGAUGGAAAAACAAAAGGACAGACUUAACACAAUGAUUAUGAACUCACAAUCUCGUUCUGAAGCACAUCGUCUAAAAUCAAAGUUGAAAGAAUUGCUAAAUAAACGAAAUGCUUUACGAGAAGAGGAAAACAAUCGCCUCUCGCCAGCUCAGGAGCGCGAAAAACUAAUCAACGAUGUACGAUCUAACAACCAGGCGCUAGCUAGUAUUGGCAAACAACUAAAGAUCGUUGAAGAUCAAUUGAUAGAAAAAAAAGAAUCAUUACAGCAGAUCGACCAAGAUCUUGAAGAAGGAAACUCCGAGCGCCAUGUAAAGUACAAGGAGCUUAAAAAACGAGAUGAUGUAAUGUCGGCAUUUAUGGACAGUUUUAAAAGCAAUAUGCAUCAGGAACAGCAAUGUAUAGAUACGCUGAAAAAUCAAAUCACAUAUGCUAUUGAGCAAAUUACAAUGCAAGGAAUCAACAUGAACGGGAUGUAUGAUGCGAAACUAGAAGGAAACGGAUUUACAUCUAAGAAUGAUCUUAAUUCUCACUCGGGACUGAUGAAGGAAUACAAAAAGCUUGGCAUACAACUCAAGCAACUCCAAAUAUUGGAAAAACGUACAGUGCAACAAAUGAAUUCUCUACGCCAGGAAGAAACAGAAGCUCUGCAAAGUAUUCAAAAGUAUGCUAACUUGGAAAUACCUCGAUCCGAGGCAAUUGCAAAAAUGAAUGAGCUUACUACCAUCCUUCAAGAGAUGGAAGAUAAAAAACGUGUUACAGAAAAUGUGGUCGAUGAAGCUCGCAAUAGAAACCAUGAGAUAAAGAUUAAUCUGAAAAGUAACGAUACAUAUCGACAAAUUUCUCAUCUUGAAGAUAAGCUGAUAGAUUUAAUGAAAGACAAUAAAGUGCUUCAAGAAACAGUGAAAAACAUACAGCAGGAAAACGACUACUCGAAAAUACGUACUGAAGUGCAUGAAUUAGUAAAUGAACACAAUACACUUUUAAUUUUGUAAAUUUAAAUUCGACAGUGUUUCUUUCCAGAGGACUCAAACAAACAACCCCUAAAUCAUAAUUAAAUCGAUAUCAAAUAUUAUUCUUCUUCUUCUUUGGCUCAACAACCGUUGCCGGUCAAGGCCUGCCUGUACAACUUGUGGGCUUAGCUUU
Messenger RNA from Anopheles merus, 2252 nucleotides. Its product is annotated as intraflagellar transport protein 74 homolog. Gene Ontology annotation, biological process: cilium assembly; intraciliary transport involved in cilium assembly. NCBI's taxonomy places the organism in Eukaryota, Metazoa, Arthropoda, Insecta, Diptera, Culicidae. Bases 389 to 2101 code for a protein of 570 amino acids. The record is from RefSeq and is a predicted model, not a curated record. Gene Ontology annotation, molecular function: beta-tubulin binding. Gene Ontology annotation, cellular component: centrosome; intraciliary transport particle B; cilium. The transcript has 6 exons.